Molecule: messenger RNA, 689 nt
Organism: Capsella rubella
Lineage: Eukaryota; Viridiplantae; Streptophyta; Magnoliopsida; Brassicales; Brassicaceae
Exons: 1
Coding region: 222-425 (67 amino acids)
Source: RefSeq, a predicted model, not a curated record
CCUUCUGAAGAAAACACAUCUUUACACUUGAAAUAGUUUUCUUUUUUUCCCUUUCUUGGUAAUAAAAAAAAAAAACCCAAUCCUUUUCGUUUCUUCUUCUCCACACUUCUAGAUUUUUCUCAGCUAACGUACCAGAAAGAAGCAAGCUAGCCUAGCAAAACAUUAUAAAGAUUAAGACACAAAGGAGGGUCUGAGAGUUCGAGAAAACUAAUUAAAAAAAAAUGUGUUUGGAAUUUGUGUAUCAUGAAGAGAAGACGGAGCUUGGUCGGCAACAAGCACCGGGGAUGUGUCCAUACUGCGGGGGAAAAGUUUCGGCGGUGGAUAUAGAGACGAAGUGGUUGUUCUGUUUCUUACCACUCUGUUUCAAAGUCAAACGCAAGUACUCUUGUUCAUCCUGCGACCGUCAUCUCGUCUUGUAUUAUUGAACGAAACACGAAUAUAUAGAGCUAGAGAGAUGCGAAAAAUGAAGAAAGAAACCACACGAUCGAAGAGGAGAGGAGAGGGGUCAUUUGAAAUUGUAUUAUCUAUUUCUUUAUUUGUUUAUGGUCCUCUCAAUGUUGAGAUUUUUGCUUAAGAUAACGCCCCAUCGACCAUCGCGUGGUGGUGACAUUGAUUCAUUUCAUCGAGUUCUUUACUUUGUUUUGGUCGUUGUAAAUAAUCUGCUCUUAAUAAAGAUGAUUAUUCUAAUA